Triticum turgidum subsp. durum (durum wheat) is the source of this 1494-nucleotide messenger RNA. The record is from the annotation of a GenBank genome assembly. Lineage: Eukaryota; Viridiplantae; Streptophyta; Magnoliopsida; Poales; Poaceae.
AUGUUUUCGCACGGCGCGGAUCCCGCCCACGACGCCUCCGCCGCCGGCGGCGGCGUCGGUGUCAGCGCCGGCGGCCCGCUCGUCCACACCCGCUUCGUCUGGCCCCAUGGCGGCAAGAGGGUCUUCCUCAGCGGUUCCUUCACCAGGUGGUCAGAGCAUUUGCCGAUGUCUCCAGUCGAAGGUUGCCCCACUGUAUUUCAAGCUAUCUGCAGCUUACCUCCAGGGAUUUAUCAGUACAAGUUCAAUGUGGACGGGCAGUGGAGGCAUGACGAGGGGCAACCUACUAUAACGGGAGAGUAUGGGGUGGUAAACACUUUGUACUUGACAAGGGAAUUUGACCACAUAAAUACUGUACUGAGCCCCACUACACCUGGGAGCAGGAUGGAUGUGGACAAUGAUAGUUUUCAACGAAUGGGUUCGUUGUUGGAUGGUGCCCUUCAGGAAGGUUCUCCAAGAAUUUCAGAGGCUGCUAUACAGAUCUCUAGGUGUCGUGUUGCUGAGUAUCUGAAUGCGCAUACAGGCCAUGACCUACUACCAGAUUCUGGAAAGGUCAUUGCUCUGGACAUUAAUUUACCUGUGAAGCAAUCUUUCCAUAUUCUCCAUGAACAGGGGAUUCCUGUGGCUCCUCUGUGGGAUUCAUUCAGGGGUCAGUUUGUUGGCCUUCUGAGCCCACUGGAUUUUAUACUUAUAUUGAGAGAGCUGGAAACGCAUGGCUCAAACCUGACAGAGGAACAGCUUGAAACACACACUAUAUCUGCGUGGAAAGAGGCUAAGCGGCAAACUUAUGGAAGAAAUGAUGGACAACUUAGAUCAAAUCAGCAUCUAGUGCAUGCCACCCCUUAUGAAUCCUUGAGGGGUAUUGCCAUGAAAAUACUUGAAACUGGUAUUUCUACAGUACCAAUCAUCUAUUCAUCGUCAUCAGAUGGAUCGUUUCCGCAGCUGUUGCAUCUUGCAUCCCUUUCAGGAAUUUUGAAAUGUAUCUGUAGAUACUUUAAGAACUCCACUGGUAGUUUGCCGAUUCUAAACCAACCAGUAUGCUCAAUUCCGCUGGGUACAUGGGUUCCAAAAAUUGGUGAACCAAAUGGUCAUCCAUUGGCUAUGUUGCGGCCUAAUACAUCUCUUAGCUCUGCCCUUAACUUGUUGGUUCAAGCUGGAGUUAGUUCAAUACCCAUUGUGGAUGAUAAUGACUCGCUGAUCGACACAUACUCCAGAAGUGACAUCACAGCUCUAGCAAAAGACAAGGUCUACACCCAUAUUCGCCUAGAUGAGAUGACCAUUCAUCAGGCCUUGCAACUUGGGCAAGACGCGAAUUCACCUUUUGGACUUUUCAACGGUCAAAGAUGCCAGAUGUGUCUUCGGUCUGACCCUUUGCUGAAGGUUAUGGAGAGAUUGGCUAAUCCUGGGGUGCGUCGCGUGUUCAUCGUGGAGGCUGGCAGCAAGCGAGUGGAAGGCGUAAUAUCGCUGAGCGACAUAUUCAAGUUGCUGCUGAGCUAG